Phalaenopsis equestris is the source of this 796-nucleotide messenger RNA. RefSeq lists its product as uncharacterized. Bases 30 to 455 code for a protein of 141 amino acids. The transcript has a single exon. The record is from RefSeq and is a predicted model, not a curated record. Lineage: Eukaryota; Viridiplantae; Streptophyta; Magnoliopsida; Asparagales; Orchidaceae.
UAAAUCAGUUGCAUUUCCCUUCCCGGAAUAUGAGAGGCGCCUUGUUGUCCACGACGACGAAUACCUCAAUCCACUUUCUUCUUCUUCGGACCACCGCCGUUCCGUCUCCGAUUCCCCAUCGCCGCCGAUUCACCCACCGGAAUCCACCAAUAGAAGAAUACGCAUCCCUCAAAGCCACCGCAUCGAGCCCUCGGAUGGAGUCUAUCAUGAAGAACGGCGGCGGCAACGAGACCAAGCAGAGUGAGGAGAAAGAGGGAUCACCAACCCAUCAACCGCAUGAAUGCUCUUCUCUCUCGUCGGAUCAGCCUCCACAGCCGCCGGAGAAGCCUGAACCAGGCGAUUGCUGUGGGAACGGCUGCUUCCCUUGCGUUUGGGAUUCGUAUUACGAAGAACUUGAAGCUUAUACGAAGAAUCUCGAAGCCUACAACGAUAGAGUCUCUUCCCAGAAAUCAUGAGCGCAUUUGCGGUGCUGUGAAGGUGACUCGUUUUGAUUACACUUUGAAAUCAUACUUGACUUCUAAAAAUUUAUGGUUCAUUACACUAUAAGUUCCUUUUCUGGGGGAAUUGAUAUUUUUCUUUUGUUUUUUUUUUAUUUUUUGAUGGGCCGAUCAGCUUGUUAUUUUUGGAUCGACCUCGAAAUCUAUGUUCUAAAAAUUUGAAUUGAUUGUAAUAUUUCGUAUUGGAUGUUAACUACAACUAGUUGCACAGUUGAUUGAACAGCAUGUCGGGUGAAUUUGUUGAAUUUUCAGUAGGAAUAAAUGACUGGAAAGGGCCCGUAAAAAUUUAUUGAAUAUAA